CCGGGGCGGGGCGCGGCAGCGGGGCGCGGCGGACUCCCUUGGGGUCCCGGCCGGCUGGCACUCGGCGGCGGCGCGAUGGAGGCGCCAGCCGAGCUGCUGGCCGCGCUGCCUGCGCUGGCCACGGCGCUGGCCCUGCUGCUCGCCUGGCUGCUGGUGCGGCGUGGGGCGGCCGCGAGUCCGGAGCCCGUGCCCCCGGCCGAGGCCACCGAGGCCCCGGCGUUGUCCAGCCCCUACGCCCCCGAGUCUGCGGCCGUGCCCGCAGAGCCGGAGGAGCCCGGGGAGCCCGCGGGGCCGGAGGAGCCUGGGGAGCCCGCGGGGCCGGGGGAGCCGGAAGAGCCGAGGAAGCCCACAGCGGCGCCAGCGGAGGCGGAGGAGCAGACAGCGGAGUCGAGGCAGGAAGAGGAGCAGGACUUGGAUGGAGAGAAGGGCCCAUCGUCAGCAGGGCCUGAGGAGGAGGAUGGAGAAGGCUUCUCUUUCAAAUACAGCCCGGGGAAGCUGAGGGGAAACCAGUACAAGAAGAUGAUGACCAAAGAAGAGCUGGAGGAGGAGCAGAGAGUUCAGAAGGAACAGCUGGCUGCCAUCUUCAAGCUCAUGAAAGAUAACAAGGAAACGUUUGGCGAGAUGUCGGACGGCGACAUGCAGGAGCAGCUCCGGCUCUACGACAUGUAGCUGCAUCCACGGGAUGCCCACGGCGGCCGUGCCCCACGCCCUUGUCCUUCCCAGACUUCUGUAGGCCUAAUUUUCCCUUAUAAACAUAGAUGCAGGCGUACAUUCUAUACGGACUUGCCCAGUUCUUGCCAUGUAUAUGUUACUUUACAGGAAUCAAAAUUGUUUUCUUCAGAGGAGAAAGUCCCUGAUCCCUCUGGCUUCUGCUUGCUGGUGAGGUUCUGGCUGUUAUGGGGCUCUGAGGCCCUCCUGAUCCAAUUUUUUUUUUUUUUUUUGAGAUGGAGUCUCACUCUGUCAUCCAGGCUGGAGUGCAGUGGCGCAGUCUUGGCUCACUGCAACCUCCGCCUCCCAGGUUCAAGCCAUUCUCCUGCCUCAGCCUCCUGAGCAGCUGGGAUUACAGGCAUGAGGCAUCACACCCAGCUAAUUUUUGUAUUUUUCAUAGAGAUGGGAUUUCACCAUGUUGGCCAGGCUGAUCUCCAACUUCCGACCUCAGGUCAUCCACUCGCCUUUGCCUCCCAAAGAGGUUGGGAUUACAGGCGUGAGCCACCACACCUGGCCAACACUACACUCUUAUUCUGCCUUGUGGGGAUUUCUGGAAGUUUCUGUAACUGUAGGGAAGCAAGAUGUUGGGGAGCAUUAUUGUUUUGCUUUGUGUUUUUAGAGGCAGGGUCUCACUCUGUCACCCAGGCUGGAGUGCAGUAGUGCCAUCAUGGCUCACGGCAACCUUGACCUCCCAGGCUCACAGAAUCCUUCUGCCUCAGCCUAAGUAAUUGGGACUACAGGUGUGUGCCAUGACACCCAGCUAAAGGGGAGCAUUCUUUUAUUUUACUUUAUUUUUUGAGACAGUCUUACUCUGUCGCCCAGGCUGGAGUGCAGGGGCACAAUCACUGCAACCUUCACCUUAUGGGUUCAAGUGAUUCUCCUGCCUGAGCAUCCUGAGUACCUGGGAUUACAGGCAUGCACCACCACACCCGGCUAAUUUUUGUAUUUUUAGAAGAGACAGGUUUUUGCAAUGUUGGCCAGGCUGGUCUCAAACUCCUGACCUCAGGUGAUCCACCCACCUUGGCCUCCCAAAGGGCUGGGGUUACAGGUGUGAGCCACCUUGCCCAGCCAGGAGCAUUCUUUUAGCAAAAAGCCGAAUUCAGAGACUCAUCUUUUAUCCUGGCACAAAAUGAUGGUACUAGAGGUAAGAUCUGCCAAGAAUCUCUCUCACUUAAGCAGGCUACUUACUUUAAAUAUAAUUAGGCAAGACUUUUUUGAUUACUUGCCUAAUUAUAUUUCAUUAGAACUACGCUAGACACUGUAGACAGAAGAAAUAAAAUAGACGACCUGGUCCCUACCUUUCAGCAGGUUAAAGGCUUUUAGAGAAGAAAGCCUGUGUGCAGGGAAAGAGAACCUCACCAGAAAGCAUUCAAUAAAAUGCCAAAGGGAUCUCAAAGAGCAGUGCCUGGGACAGCAGAGGCAAUUGUUCUGUCUUUGUGAGUGAACAUACAAUGAUGGGGACAAUUGUCCUUCCUGCCAUGCAGGUCCCAUUUCUGAUCACCCCACUGGCAGGACAAUUCACAGAUCUUGAGCAAACUGAGUAUGGAAGGGUAUGCUAAAGACAGAGCCUAUGCAAGUUCUUAUUUUUUGUUUGCUGAAAUAAAGUUCAGUCAACACACCACCUUAAAAAAAAGUGGAGCAGUGACAUUUUCAUGCCUCAUGCUCACCAUCAUGAGGUUAACGUCCUGCCAUCGCCUCUGCUUACCAGGGGUUUUUCGGGAGCCCCUCCCUGUUCCACUCUGUGAUUGCUUUUGCUUCUUUGCAGACCAUUCACUCUCUGUGUCUGUUGUUGGAUCUAAAUACGAGUGUUUUUCUUUUUGUUGUCAA
This is a messenger RNA of Callithrix jacchus (white-tufted-ear marmoset), 2535 nucleotides long. RefSeq names its product matrix remodeling associated 7 (gene MXRA7). NCBI's taxonomy places the organism in Eukaryota, Metazoa, Chordata, Mammalia, Primates, Cebidae. The record is from RefSeq and is a predicted model, not a curated record.